This is a messenger RNA of Protopterus annectens (West African lungfish), 2635 nucleotides long. RefSeq names its product protocadherin gamma-C3-like. Gene Ontology annotation, cellular component: plasma membrane. Gene Ontology annotation, molecular function: calcium ion binding. The transcript has a single exon. Bases 113 to 2635 code for a protein of 840 amino acids. The record is from RefSeq and is a predicted model, not a curated record. Lineage: Eukaryota; Metazoa; Chordata; Ceratodontiformes; Protopteridae. Gene Ontology annotation, biological process: homophilic cell-cell adhesion.
CGUUGUUAUACAUGCCUGACGCGUUAUUUUCGUGUCUGGUUUGCUGCAUGAUCUACCAGUUUGCUGGCGCAGCACUAAUAGGAUUUAUAUUACUUCCUGCCUACAACUGAAGAUGAUGAGUCUAUUGAAGGUUGCUUGGAUAUUUUAUUUUACCUGCACCUUUGUUUUUGGACAGAUACGUUACACUGUGCCGGAGGAGAAGGAUCCUGGUACCUACAUAGGUAAUGUCGCAAACGAUUUGUCAUUAGAUAUUAAAACUCUGUCUCUUAGACAAAUGCAAGUAGUUUCUUCUACUGAAGGGCAUUAUUUUGAUGUAAAUCCAUUGACCGGCAGGUUGCUCAUUAAAAACCGCAUAGAUCGAGAGCAGCUUUGCAGGGCUAACCCUGUGUGCCUUAUACAUUUUGAAGUGAUGUUAGAAAACCCAACUGAACUUCGUCAUGUAGAAGUUAAUAUUCUAGACAUUAAUGAUAAUUCUCCAGAAUUUGGAGAAAAGGAAAUGACACUUAAUAUUUCUGAGACUGUAGCCCUGGGGUCCCGUUUCCGCGUUGAACGGGCGUUUGACCCAGAUGUUGGUACCAACUCAGUCAGCGUUUAUCAUCUGAGCCCCAACAAACACUUCGUUUUAAAAAAUUCUAACCCUACGGACGGUAGCGAGUUUCCAGAGCUUGUACUUGAAAGAGCACUGGACAGAGAACAAGAGAAGACGCAUUUGCUUACAAUGACCGUUUACGAUGGGGGGUACCAGCAGCAUUCUGCUGUGGCUAGCAUUAUAAUCAAUAUCUUAGACGCCAAUGACAAUCCUCCUGUAUUCAGCCAGAGCCAGUAUGUCGUAACCCUGGAAGAAAAUGCUCCAAAAGGGAGUUUAGUCAUUAAAUUAAAUGCCACCGAUUUAGAUGAGGGUACAAACGCUGAAAUAAUUUACUCUUUCAGUGCCAGUACCACGUCCAAAGCACUGGGGAUCUUCACUUUAGACUCUGUAACUGGUGCAAUCACUUUGAAUGGCUCAGUAGACUUCGAAGAGGUCAGCAGAUAUGAAAUGUAUCUAACUGCCAUAGACAAAGGACCAUAUGCAGAGGCUGCCCACUGCACAGUAUUAGUAGAUAUCACUGAUGUGAAUGACAAUACUCCCGAGAUUACUGUAAAAUCUGCAAAGCAUUCAGUUCCUGAGGAUGCUUCAUUAGGCACAGUAAUUGCCUUUAUUAUUGUGGGAGAUAAAGACAGCGGUCCUAAUGGGCAUGUUAGUUGCAUGAUUUCGGAUGGUCUCCCAUUCCAGCUUAAACCUUCACUAAAUAAUUACUUCAGUUUAAUAACUAGUGAUCUUUUGGAUCGGGAGCUGGUAUCACAGUAUAACGUAUCAAUCUGGGCCAGUGAUCAAGGAUUUCCAGUCCGAUCAGCCUAUACAAAUCUUCAAAUACAAGUCAGCGAUGUAAAUGACAAUCCGCCCAGGUUUUCUGAAACAUUUCAUGAGGUAUAUAUCACUGAAAAUAACUUACCAGGGACACUAGCUGGGAAGGUAACCGCGGAGGAUGCCGAUGCAGGACAGAAUGCGCAGAUAUCUUACUUGUUUAUAGGAAUCCCAAAUAAAAGUCAAACAUCAUCCACAUAUUUCUCCGUGGGCGCAGAAGACGGUGCCAUAUAUGUGCUAACUUCUUUGGAUUAUGAGAAAGAGAGAGAAUAUCAAUUCCAAAUUGAAGCCAGAGACGCUGGCGUUCCACAGCUAAGCGGAACAGUUACUGUAAAGGUUUUUGUAGUAGAUGCAAAUGACAACAACCCAGAAAUAUUGCAUCCCUCCCCAAUGAAAGGCUCUGAAGUAGCUAACAGAAUACCUAGAUCUUCAAGUGCAGGAUAUUUAGUAGCAAAAGUAUCAGCAGUUGAUGCUGACAUUGGUCAUAAUGCUUGGCUUUCUUACCAGCUUCUUAAAUCCAAUGUGCCCGAACUCUUCAGCAUAUCUAAGUACACGGGAGAAAUACGAACUACAAGACAAUUUCAAGGUAACGACUCUUCAUCUUAUACUCUUGUGAUCAUGGUCAAAGACAACGGACAACCGGCAUUGUCAGCAACAGCAGUUCUACAUUUGGACAUGAUGGACAGUAGCCCAGACGUUCUUCCAAACGUCAACAGACACUACAACAGCCAAGAGAACAUGUCUGACCUUAAUGUAUAUUUGAUAAUCUGCUUGCUUUCGAUAGUUGUUUUGUUCUUUGUAAUCGUCUCUGUGACAAUUGCACUGAGGUGCUACAAUGCUUCAGAUCUAGAUCCCCGGCUUAAUUUAUGCUGCAGACAGGAAGAUACAAUUGGUAGAGGUCAGCAAGUCAGCAGCUCCCUACAACCACAUGGUCAUCAGACUUACGUGGAAGUGUACGGAAACAGUUCCCUCUACAAAGUAGGGACAUAUAGAACUGUACCUCAGGAACUGAAAGACGAUUUUAUCACUAUAGACUUCCCAGGUACAAAUAAUUCAAAUGCUUGCAUCCAGCAAUUCCAGCAACUGUGUUUAAUUUGUGAUGACAACGUUCGACCUGUUUCAACUUCUGAGGUAAGAGUGGCAAUCUGCUUGCUUAUCCGCGUAUUUGACCAUCUGUGUAUAAUUAUGUGCAUUACCCAAUUCCACUUUACUUUGGAGCUUACACUUUAG